AUGAAGUUCGCAUUCGCAUUCGUCCUGCUCGCCCUUUUCGCGGUGGCCAGCAUCUCGGCCCUUCCCGCCGAAGGAGACAGCGCUACGGCUACCAACGAAGGAAAGGCUACAAUCCAGGUGGAACUGACCCCGGCAGAGCUCUCCGAGAUGCAGGUCGCGAUGGGUGGACUGGAAUGCGAUAAUGGACGCGUUCCUCAGCCGCCCAGCAAGCCACCCAACACUGCUCGAGAUCGUUUACUUAAUUCGCAUUUUUUUUUUCGCUUCCUGUACCACUUGCAGACUGUUCAGACGGCAUCCCCGUGGAGGCCACAGCUACCGCUGCCGAAGGAUAUUACGGCUCAUGUGCAGCAGCAGCAGAAACAGCAAGCCAUGGAAAAGGCACACCCAGCGACGCACAAGUCAAAGGACGGCAAAAAGUGGUCCCUCGGCAGUUUGUUCCGCAAGAAGAAGAAGGACGUUGAGACGGACUCGAGCUCGGAGGAGGACCGUAAGGCCGGUUUCGUGCCGGUGAAAAGUCACGGUACGCUAAACGGUAAGCGCAAAAAGCGCUCCAGCCGGCCUGUCGGUGCUGGGUUUGAUCACAUCGUCGUUGGGUCGCAACAACCGCACCAGCAGCACAUUGUCUCGCAUCAUCCGCAUCAUCCGCAACAGCAGCAGCAGCAGCACCAGAAUCAGUACGGAUUUCGGGAGAGCGAUAGCAUCAACUCGAUCGAAAAAUACCCAAUCGCCAAUGGGUCGCUGGAUCGGCGUGGUAAAAAGGCAGAACGCUCGCAAACACACUCGAAGGAACGCCAAUCGUCAAGCGAUGAGGAGUCACACCGUUCGUCCUCGAUGUCGCGGUUCCGCAGUGAUGACAGUUUAGGGAACCACAGUGCUGGUUCCCAUCGGAAAUCGCGAACGGCUCGUACCGAGCGUUACCUAAAGCGAAUGUCACGCGAUGAGGGUGGAAGUCCACAGGCUCAACCGGCCACAAACCGAUGGCAUACGCAACCCAUUUCACCCAGCAUGGUACACGGUGGCAGCGUGCAAUCGAUGGAUGUCGCGUACCGGAGACAUCCACAUCAUCAUCACCACCAGCCUCAAGGGACCCAUGUGAGCCUACGGAACUCGGCCAGUCUCACGAACGUCCCUCAGCAUCUGUAUCAGGCCAACUCACCCAGCUACGCACAUCAUUUGCAGUUGCCAUAUCCAGCGGGACUGACGGUACAGGCUCAGGUUCCAGGAGGAACAGCACCAGCCGUAACGUACGAGAACAGCUUCUACAUCCAGAGCAAGGCGAGCUCGAUGAGGGACGCAAUUCGAAGUCCACCACCAAUUCCACCGCGUGAUCCUCAGCGGCGGCUAACGAUUGGACACACGAACGAGGCACGCCCGGUUUCGUAUGCAUUCGAUCGAUACCAUCAGGUGGCAAACACGGGGACAGUGUGGCAACCCAACGGGAAGUGUAACAGCGAGGAUCGGCUUUGGGGUGCGCAGACACAGGGUGCCCAACGGACGCCACCCUGUACCGGAUUUGUUAGUGCGCAUACGGUGUCACCACCACGAGCUUCUUCGGUGCAACCGGCUGAGGUCCAGCAACACCAGCAACAGCACAGACAACGAUACAUAUCCCGGCAACAGCAACAACCGGUUAGCACUCUUCAGCCUCCAAGUACGCCACCCUCGAGUGUGGCUUACCACCAUAAUCAACAUCAUCAGCAGCAUCAGCAACAGCAGCAGCAGCAUCAGCAUCAGCAGCAGCAGCAUCAUCAACACCAUCAGCAACAGCAGCAUUAUCACGCCACGCUUCCUGGAACGCCUCCACAGCACUCGUUGGAGUACCGUUACGUAACGGAUGUAACGCCUCGGUCCCGCAAACCGAUCCAGAUCCAAGAUCGCACCUUUGAGCCAUUCGAGCCGAAGCUGGCCGAUCCAAUGCAAACCGGAAGUGAGUCCUCGCUUGCGUACAGCAUCACACCAACACCGAGCGGUGGUCGUGUGGGAUCUUCGUCCCGUUCACUGCGUGCAGAUAGCUCUGAUUCCGUCGGUGGUGGAGCUCGCACUCCACAACAAUCGGCAUCUGCUUUUUGGCGCCGGAUUGAAGAGGAACAGCAAGGAUCACAACCACGAAGAGGGCGUGCGACUGAACGUCGUCCAGGAGUAGCCGGAACGGCGGUUUCAUCUCGUUCCGUUUCCACCUCGCGUGCGCUUGAGAUCAUGAACCGUCGCAACCAGGAGUUGACACGUGAACUUGACAACUUGCUGGAUGACAAGCACUCGAAGGAUGUCCCCGGUGGUGAGCCCGAGAACGUCGUGAACGGACGGUUAUACCUGCGCCAGACGGCAGAGGGUGGUGAUCGAGCAAAGUCAAGCGAAAAGUUGUACGAAGUGAAGGCAAACGCGACUGCUGCGAAGAGCACGAACAAUGUGUACGAAGAGCAUGUGGCAAGGGCUGUCGCUCAGGGUGCACCAUCACAUGGUGGGUCCCAUGGCUAUCGACGAUAUGGAGAGGAACAUCGUCAUCAUCACAAGCAACAGCCGGCGGUUCAACAACCUCCUGCUCCACCAGCGCGAACGAUGUCGAAGCGCAACUCCUGCUCAGAGGAGGAGCUGGCACGGAAGCGUAAAUCCGCAAAUUUGGAGGAAGCGAUCAACGAGCUGGAAGCGAUCUAUAAGAGCCUCAAGCUGAGUGACGAGGAUCUCUUAGAGCGAGCGGAACAGCGUGAUCUGCCCACACCGACCGGGUUCAGUCAGCGCGCCCGACACUACCGGUACGAAGCGGAUGAAGAGCGCGCUAAAGCCGAACCGGACGUCCGGUUGGAUGACCUAAGCUAUCGCAGCAUCAAGCGGGCAAAUAGCUCGAUCAGGUCACCGGAUACGCAGCCUCCGUUUGGCAUUCCGGUUGGACCGAUUCCGCCCUCACCAAACACGGACUAUCUGACGGUUCAGGCACCAGCGAAAGCCGGUAAGCCGCGGUUCAUGCCACAGCGAUCACCCGACCUGGUGGCGGACGAUCUUGCCUUCCGGCAGCUACGCAAGGAUAAGGAUCUGCUGGCGUGCAUCGAUCGGGCGGGUGGAAGACACGUGCCGGCGCAGAGCGGCAACACGAGCAGUGGAUCGGACGAUUCACGUCAGAAGCGAUCAUCCGCUGGGUCGCUGUCUUCGAACAUCUACAGUCAGAUCCAGCGUGAUGCUGCUAAACCGUCCGGUGGCAAUCUGGAGGACUACUACAAGAUCGAGCUGUACGCGAAGAGUCUGCGGGAGACGAGCAAACCGGGCCGGGAUGUGGCUUCGAAGCAACCGAAGGAGCCUUCUCCCGUGAAGGAGCAGGUGGUGCAGAUUCGAUCGAAGAAGAGCUCUACAACGCCCCCAAGAGACAAUCGGGGCGCUGUUUUCAAUCUGCCUUCGACGCUGAAAUCGAGCGCUUCAAGCAGUCCACCCAAGAGUCCUCGCGAAGAAGGCAGCGCGGGUAGUACACCUACACCACGUCCUCGGUCGGGAACGGAACCCGUCAUCGUGGGUGCGAAGCAUAAGGCCGAGUUUGAGGAGAUCCUGAAUGCGAUCGCGCUGGAGGCACAAACCACUAGCGAGCAGUUGGGUGCGGAUUUGGCGGAACUGCGGAAGGAAACGCAAUCCGUGUCGAGUGUUGGCACCAGCCCGGAAGUGAAGCAGGUUGUUGUGCGUCCCGUCAACAAGACGAUCGUCCAGGGUAAGGCCUCUGUAGCUCCGGUGGCUGCUGUUGUUGCUGCGACGGAGAGCAAAUCUCGCCCGGACACCGCCGUUGAGCUCGAUGAGGCAGCUGAGACCGCCAAGUACUGCGAGCGUGUACUUCGGGAUGUGAUCGAAAAAGCACCGAAGGAUCGACCAGAACCAGUCGUCUCUGUGGCAUCUGUGGAAAGCAGUAAGAAUCCGUCACAGACCGAGCCCGAACGGAGUGCAAUCGUGCAACCUGCGAUUGUGGAGCCACCGGAAGCGAUCGACACCUCGGUAUCGAGUGGUCUUAUCCAGCAGCUGACACCCGCUGGUAGCUUUGAAACGCUUAGUCAACGCUGCCAAGAACAGCUGAGUGAACUCGAGGUAGAGGAGGAACAGCGUGACGAGCGUGUAAAGUCGUCGAUCGAGCGCGAUUAUGACAAUCUGGUCGAGAGUAUCGCACCGUUCGAGUCGGACACCGACAAGAAGUCGACCGAGGAAGAGAUCGACCAGAUCAUGAAGGAGUGCGGUAUCGAGAUGGAAACGCGCCAUCUAGCGGCGACCCAAAAAGUGACCGUUGCCGCCCAGGCCGACCUUAGCGAUCAAACCUCCGAGCUGAAGUCGUCCAGCGAGACGGACGCACUGCCAAAGUCCACGUCCCAGAGUGAGCCGGGUGUAAAGCCCGGCCAAUCAACCGAUCUGCGAGGGCAGCGCGUAUCAAGCAGUAGUUCACCGUCGAACGAGAGCCGCAAGCCGUCCAGAUCUCCGCCGGUUUCGUCCGUGCGGUUGACCCUGUCCGACGCCGAAUCGCAGUACAACUCGUCCGAGGAGCUAGCCAUGAUCUUCGGCAUCAAGAGUCCGACCCCGACAGAAAACAAACCGUUCGUGAACAGUGCUAUUCAAGAGUUGGAGAAGAAGCUCUCAUCCGCCACUGCCAAACUGAGCUGCCAACAGCAACCAGAGUCUAGUUAUCAGCUACAGCAUCAUCCGUAUCCUGCACCAUCUCAUCAGCCACCUGCGCUUUCGUAUCAGGAGCAACCGGAGCUGCUGCAUUACGCACAUCCACAACACAUCCAGUAUCAGCAACCCGUGCCGUCUCAGCAAGUGUACGAAGCGCAACUCUAUCGUGCACCAGCAGAAGAGAAGGAGUUUUACGUUACUACCAAAAGCAGCACGCUUGCACAUCAGCCAGCUCGAUCGUCCAACGAAUGCUCCGGUUUGCACGCGAUCCUGCAGGUGAUACGUGCAGAGCAGCAACAGCAAGAGAAGCAAGAUUGCCAGGGGCGAAACAUUUCGAAACAUUGUGAUCUCUACAUCGCUACUGCCAGCAGCCCGCUAGGGCGAGAAUAUCCGUCAUCGAAUCAAGCGUCUCAACCUCCAGCAACUACGCCGCAGGCGGCACCCAAAUUUAGUGCCGUCAACUUCCGGCGCAUUCAGCGACAUCCGCCGGUGUCGUAUCCGAAGCGUCCUCUGGUAACCCAGCGUUCCCUUGGCUCGCCACCAUCGGUAAACGUUGGCUCGAGCUAUUCGCCCUCCACCGCAACAAGCUGCACGACAUUUGCCUCAGCAUCGAUUCUAAACGGGCAUCAACAGCAGCAGCAAGUAUCUAGGCGUCGCCACCACGGGUCGCGAAGGCAUGAAGCCUUCGUCAAGACGCGCUCCAAAACCAUAUCGGACUUUUUUGGGCCAGAAUCGACCCCGGUCAGCCGACUGCUGAACAUAAUAUGUCAAGAGAAGGAAGCGGAAAGGGCAGCAGCGCACAUCAUGAACCAGCAGCAGCAGAGCUCUCGCACGAUCGCGGCGAAGGCGUCCGCGAGCGCGCCAUCUAGUCACGGUGCGGCCAGGACCCAUCCGGUCCGGCCACCGCCUUCCGGUAGUCAAUCCGCCUCGCUCGUAGUCGGCGCUCGGUCGCGCAAGGAAAACAUUGUACCGGGUGUGGCGAACUCGGGCUCGGACACCGGCAGCAGUAGCAGUGCCUGUGUAGCGCCGGUGCUGGUUGAUCCGGCAUACGCCGCCAAGGAUAUAGAUAGGAUAGCGAAAUACAAAGCCGAUAGACGUAAAGCCAUCUACUUAAGAAACAAUGUCCACGAGAACGAAAAUGAAAGACUGGAACCUAGCAAAAGAUCAUCAUCUAGAACACCGAAUACUCUUCCAUCAAGUGCAAUUCUUAGCAAACAGCAGCAUUCAUUGUUACCACCUUCAUCCAAGUCGACCGGCUCCAGCAUUAAACGUCCUCAAUCGGUCGGUCUUACGUCCUCAACGAAAGCUCCUUCAUCCGGCAGCAGUGGUAUUGGCGUGGGAUUGGCCAAACAGGUGUCCACGCGAUCGGUCGCCAGUGGCGCUCGAGAACGUAGUGCAAGCUCGGGUAACAACCCGGCGGCCAGUCGUUCAGGUGAUGAGAAGAGUAGCAGCACUACUAAGGUAGCCCCCGUGUCACCAAACCAUGUGGGUUCUACAGCCACGAAGCAAAUUCGAACGACUCGAUCCUCGCGUUUGCGUGCCGCAGCUGCUCACGACAAGGAACGAUCACCAUCAUUGAGCAACGUGAAAACUACCGCAGUACCGAUAAAUCCUUCCGUGAUCGGGGCGCCUGGAGAAGAGCACCAACGGCCGCAGGCAAUAGAGCGAUCCCAGCGUGCCGUGUUCCAUCGGGUUCCGGUGUCCGGAGCAUCUGCUGUCCCAGUAGCUCCACGAGCAGAGACAACAUCCGCACGAACAACAUUAACGAAACAUUCCACCAGCAAUGGACCGCAGGCGGUAACGAUCAGGAAUAGCAAGUUAUUGUCCUCGAUGCCAAAACGGGAACCUGUGGCGAGAAAAGUUCUUCCCGGCACUGGAGGGGACACUUUGCCCGCAGCAGCCGAGAAUGGCAAACGUAUGGUGCCGACCAUUGCCGUUAACAUGAAACAGAGACUGAAGACCACGACUGAAACGAUUAAAAGCGAGCGUGUGGCCAAAGCGAUUGAUCAACCUCCUGCCGUCCCUGUGAAGCGUGGCAUCCUUACGAAGCAUCGCACCAACGUGGUCCCUGUGGAUCCCACCGAUAGUGACGUGGAAAAGUCGCUGGUUGAUCGCAUGCAAUCACUGAACCUAUGUGCAAGUGCAGUGGACAAACAUGUACCCGUUACCGUUGGACUUCAGCGGGAAGGUUUUUUUGAACUUCCCUCAAAGCUUAUUUCGAAGAUGCCGUCUCCUGGCUUAACUAAACCGAGCACGAUUGUCAGCUCGCAAGAUGGUCCGGCAGCCGAAGGCAUCGGAACGCCUCGCCUUAGAACGUCCACCAUGAAAAGAGCACACGCAACGCGACCGGAUGCAGCCACCCUACCGCGGGAUAUUAAUGGGCUAAGUCCUGUAAAAGGACACCUAGCAGAGCCGCCGAAGGACAAAUCGGCGAAACGUAAAUCUUUUCUCAAUCGCUCGCAGACAGAAGAAACGACCGGUGGCACAAGAUCUGCAACGAACUCAAGUUCCACCAGCCGGUAUCAACGCCGCUUGAAGAUGCCCCACAGCAGCCCGGACAUGCACUCGUCCAGCAACCGUUCAUCACCCCUUAAAUCAUCAUCCUCGUCGGAAAAAUCACCUACCAAUUCGCCGCGACCAUCGUGUUCGUCGACCCGCUCGAGUCCGAAGCAUGGCAUCGCAUCACCGGAAACGGUCUCUAAGGCUGGUUCAUCGCCUGUACGCAUCUGCUCGCGAUUAUCGGCGGGUUCAAGUGCUAAUGGUACUGCCAACAACAGUCCGACGGUAUGUUCACAGAGGCGUAGUCCUCCGCUUUCGUUCCACAUGGAACAGGCACGACGGGAGCUGGUUAUCUCACCGUCGAGAACAAAUCGGCUUCUGAAAAUCGUCACCGAAUCAGUUAGUGCCUCUGAUGAACCAAAGACAGCUGUUGCUACACUGGAGUUCGAGAAGGAGCCAGAAUUGUCGUUACAGCCGGAGAAAUCUCCUGUCGUUGAUGUUGAAAAGCAAAGCAUGGUUGCAAAACCAGAUGCAGCUGGAAUUGAUUGCGAUAAUGCAUCACGCGAUAAACCGGAAUUAGAAGUUGUACCUAGCGUGAUGGACGAAGCUGAUGAGAUAUCGGAAGAGCAUUCGUCGUCGAUUGGGCAAUAUUCUAAAUUUAGUCAAAUUUUAAAAUCACCCACAUUAGAGAUCGCCGCAAUUAGUGAUAUUAUGGAUGGUUUAGCGAUCGCUGAUAUUGGUUGUGGGGCAGAUCAAGGGACGGAAGAUGAUAAUAAUGGACAGGAGAUGGAGCCGCAAGUGCCAUUGGUCAUGGAACGACAGGAGUACGCUAUGGAAGUGGAUGAGCAACCGGAAAUGGAAGCAGGUCCUUCUGGGCUGUGCAAUGCCGCUGGUGGUGUCGACAACCACGAUGAUCAUGAUACUGAAGAUGACGAUGGCGAUGAAUUGAUUAUCGAAGCACCGUCAAGAGGUUACGUGGCAGUGGUCGAAGUUGGAGAGGAAGACGAUUUGCAUCAUCAUCACCUUCACAGGGAGGAGAUGCGCCCUGCCAAUCGAAUCCUGUUCGACAAUCAGUUCAACGAUGAGUUUGUCGUCAUCGAGAACAGCCCCAAGAGCCAACUAAUUCAAUCGUUGGACGAAACUGAUAUUAUUGUGCUGCGUGAUAACGACGAUGAGGAAGGUUUCAACGAGCGGCUUCCGUCGAGACCGUCCAGUGGAGGUUACCUGGAGAAAAAGAAAAAGCUGGUCAAGAUGAGCUCGGUGGAGCACUUCGAACGGAAAAGUUUAUCUCCGCUGAGCGUGGGCAAACUCUGCACGUCCUCGUCCUCGAUCUCGCGGGCGAAAAGCAUGGACGAGAGCAGUGCUGUGCUAGGUGGAUGUACUUCGUCCUCUGCUGGAGCGGCUUCCGGCACUUCCGUCAAUCAUAUAGUGUCGAUACUGAAGCGUAAAACGGUCGAAUCGUCAGCGGCAGCCAGUUCCGCGUCUAGUAAUGCGUCUCCCGUGACGUUUUCGCCAAGCGUUGUGGAUACACCCAUCCGAUCCAACCGAAAGCAAGGAAUACUGAAGAAACGUUGCUCGCUGGAUGAAAGUCGCUAUAGCCGCAGCCAUUCGCCAGACGAUCGUUCUAUUCUAGUAAAACAUACGCGUCGCAAUAGUUUCGAAGAUGGUGCUAGUUCGAAUCAGCAGCAGGCACACGGAAUCCUUAAGCAAAAAAGCUACGAAUCACGUGAGGACGUAUCCGCUAGUGGGGGAACCAGCCGAAACUCUUUAGUUGGUGGCGUUGGUACCGGAACUGCGAAUGGAAACAUUUCGCAUGGCAUUCUUAAGAAAAAGAACGAUAGCUCGUCUACGUCCACGCCAAGUGAGCAACCGAAGCACGUAUCAAUCUCACAAGCUGUCAUACUGGCGGCGGCUGAAAUUUGCCAGGACAUGUUGCUGGUGGACGAAGAUGAAACUAGCGCUUACGAUAUUAAACCAAUCCUGAAAACGGACCACCAGGCACCGAUGACACCGAAACCGAUACUGAAGAAGAAGUAUUCCUCGGAGAACGAAGAGAUUCGACCGAUUUUAAAGAGUUCACGCAAGAGCUCUCGUGAAGAAAACUCCGAUUCCGAGGAAAUGAAACGAUCAAUUUUGAAAAUCGAUUCACCUGCGAAGCGAACACGCUGUUACGUUGAGCAAUCUGGUGGUAGUAUUGAUAUAAUGAUGGGAAGCAUUGGAAGUACUAGUUCUUCCGAUAUGGCUUCUGGUACUAUGUCGUUGGUUCAUAGUCGUUCUUUGGAGCAUCCGGAUUCGGUGGGCGCUUCGUCGAUCGUACCACAGAUUACUAACAUCGAAAAACCGAUCAUUUCGGUAGCAGAGAGAAUACGAAAUAUGGAGAAAUUCUUAUCCAAUGGCAGUGGAAAUCAACCAGGGUCGGGCUCAUGCUCUGCUUCCAAGCAACCCGGUUCGUCGGCCUCUAGUUCCUCAUCUUCCGCAUUCACUAGACGAGAGUCAUUCCGCUACAAAACGCAACCUGUGACAUCAACAGAGAUCAAUAGCGUCCAGCAGCAGCAAAACAAAUCACCCAGUGGAUCGGGAGCUCUCGAGUGUCCUUCCGAGCCAAUCGCCGGUGGUUGUGAUGUCGAUCGACGCGAAGAAUCCGGCCCUAAACGGAAGGAUUCACCCGAAUGCAGUCGUGAAGAGCUCGGUGGUGAAAACGAUCGUGUGGUGAAAAGUGGGCUAACGCAUAGCAAAGAAAAUAUCCCGGUUGAGAUAGUACCGGAGCGAAGAAUCGCCCCAGAGCACAGCUGCCUGCGCAGUUCGCUAGAGUUGCUGAUUCGACGAAGUAAUUCAGCCGAUCGGAGUGAACCGAAAGCACAAAGCCUUGCAGCUUCCGGCUGUGUGCCUCAAAACGGUGAGCUGCUAGAGGAUCGAAAGCCAUCGUCCUCUUCCUUUGAGCUGCUGUCACCGACACUCGGUACAGCGGAAUCAAACUCGCACUCCAUCAUCAGCGGAGAGUUUAACUUAGCUUCACUCAGCUCCGACUCGGGCGUACAGUUCGGUGGUGGUCGCGGUGGAACGGAGGAGCUGUCCGGUACCACGGACUACGUGCUGUCCUCUUCAGUGAAGACGAGUGAUAGCGAAAAGUCACCCUCGAAGAAAACGAUCGACGACGACGAGGACGAGCUGAACACGGACGAAGCGCUGCUCGCAGAGGAACAGCUGCUGGUGGUACACGUGGAGGACGAAUCCGACGAGGAAAGCCGUCCAGGUAGACUAGAAGGAGGUUGUGUGCUCCUGUCACCCACCUCUUCCUGCUCGUCCGCGCAUGGUUGCAAGUUGAGACCGUCUAGCAGCAACAGCAGCAGCAGCAGCAGCAGCAGUAGCAACGGCAGUAGUAGCGCGAGCAACAGCAAGAAAGGGGAUAUACUUCGGGCAGGAGGUAAGGCAAUAGACGGAGGUCACAGCUCGCCCGGUGGCAGCACUCCCUCGUCGUCCUCGUCGUCCUCCUCGCCAAACAGUGGCAGCAGUAGUGAUCUGAGUGAUCGGGAAUCUGCGUCGACGGCGACAGGACUCGGAACCGCGGAUCAGAUCGACGAUCACGACAUCAUGUUUGGUGGUUGCGUUGGGUUUGGUCGCAGCAGUAGCGGAGGAGGCAGCAGCGGAGGUGAGGACGGCACUGAUAAGGGAUUAUUGCGACGAUCCAGCAGUGUCCGGGCGAAGGCGAGCAUGUUUGCGCAGCUGGAAAGCAAGCUGAAGGAAAACGAAAACCCUCUGAGCCGGCCGAUCGUUCCCCGUCCGAAGCGAGCCCAAUUCACAACGCAGACGAUCUCGCCAACCGACAUCGAACGAAGCAAUAACGCCAUUAACACCGGCCUAAACAUAGGCCAGUUUCGUACCGGCGCCACCCCACCGGUCCACACAGUCAUGAACACGAUACCAACGAACAACAAUAACGUCGUCUCGGAUGACUCAGGCGCCGAGUUUGAUCCUUCGACACUGCAAGUAUCGAAGAAGGUCAAACUGUUCUCGGGCGGAUGUCUAACCGUCCGGGGUGGCGAGGACGGUGACCUGACGGUGGCGGCGGUCACCAACGGAACGGUGACACCUCUCGGCGUGGUCCGGCGCAAGAAAACGCUGCUAAAGCAACAGCAGCAGCUGCAGCUGGAGAAGCAAUGCAAAGAGAACGGAUCAGCCAACGGCACUGGAUCGGAGGGCGAGACCGACCUGCAACAUAUCGUCCCCAAAGUGGACCGCAUCCGCCGGAAGUUUAUGAGCGUCCAGUCGACGCCCAAGUUCUUCAACAGCACGGACAAUGGCGUGCAGAGUCCCGUGCAGGGAGUGAACGGUGAGGACGCAAGCGAUGGCAGCGAUUCGAACGUGGACUCGGGCAAGGAGAAUAAUUACGACAGCGGAGUUGAGAACAUGAACGGCACGGAUCGGCCACCGCAGGGCGGUGCCAUAUCGACCGUGUUGGCUCUGAAGCGAAACUUCCUGAACACGUCUAACCGCUCGAAAUCCUUGCACAAGGAAAAGGAUGCCCCGCUUGAGGUGUCCUCCGAGCUGGACGGUGUGGUGACGAAAGGGAAGGUGUCGAGCAUGGCAAAUCAGUGGAACCGGUUGCGUUCGAUGACGCUCGAUGUGUCGUCGAUACUGAAGUCAUCCGGAACCACGUUCGAAACUCCACCGUCGCCGGCAUGCCGUAUCGGAAAUGGUGUGCUGGCGGAGCGAGAAUGCGAAAGUCUUCCAAUUGCGAGCGAUACGGAGAGAUCGUACAUGCUGGAUUCGUCGCUGGAGCGUUCCGUUUCGCAGAGCAACAACACGUCGCUGUUUGCGCGUAGUUUCAACCGCAAAGCCAACGGUAGCUCAAAGUUCGCCUUGGUGGACGAUCGUUUUGCCAAGUACUUUGGUUGCGGGAAAAACAAAACGGCCAAUGGGCACGAGCUGGAAUCACAGACGCACGACGUAUCGAUUGGCCACCGGUUGUCGACGACAGUUAACGGGCAGAACGGUUUGCUGAAGGAACAUAGCACACCUACGCACGGAUCGUCUAACGGAUGUGCUCAGCAUCAGCAUCCACGGCGGCGAUCGCAAUCGAUGCCCAAAGAAUCGUUGCUACUCGAACAGAGGCUGGAAUCGUUGAUUACUACGAUCGCGACCGGAAACCACGUUGGUACCGCGUGGGAAAACCGUUCCAGCAUACAGCUGGUAAACACGGUCGAAGAGCUAAACCUUACCACCGAGGACCUGUCGAUGGCGGAUACCGAGUUCGAUAAGCUGUUUAUAGAGCACGUGAGUCCCCGAAAGCCUCCGAUGGCGUACCUGCCCCCGAACGCCCAAAAGCUCCCAUUCAUGGCGGAGUUGAAGGGUGGCAUCCUGAAAUCGAAAUCCGGCUGUGUCGGUCUGUUUCCGGCCGAUUUGAACUCGGAGCUGAAGUCGCGGCUCAAAAAAUCGACCCACUCGACCGUCAGCAACCUCAAGAAGUCGACUACCGUCUCGAAUAUCGAAGCGACCCCACCAUCAUCAGUGCACUGUUCGGGCGUUGGAUCCUCGUCGGAGUCCGAGGACGAUGACGAUGAAGACGGUGUGGCACCGGGCAAGAACCUCGCGAAAAUGCUACGCAACGUUUCCAACACGGCCAACAGCGGCGGUGGGAAUAAUCCUGCUGGAGUCCCGCCACCGUCGUACAUACCGCUGCCGGUGCCAUUCCCGCGUACGAUCAUUGGUGACGAAACGGACCCCCACGCGGUCAGUCGGGAGCUGCAGUCGUUCAACAAAAAUCCGGCCGUCGCAAGGCGCCGUCGUCAGAAUGAAGGAUAUAAACAGCAACAGUUGAUUAAAAGCAAAAGUCAAUCCGAGCUUGCCACUUUCAUACCGGCGUCGGCAAUCAUCUACCACAACACGGCCGGUUACGCUCCGAAUGCAUCCACCCCAGCACUGACCCAUGGCAACAGCAGUAGUAAUGCAUUUGCCUUCGGUGGAAAUGCACCGUCUCUAGCAACGCAAUCCCCAGGAGCAGUGACAGGAGGACCAACGAGUUAUUAUCAGGAGCAGAACAAUAACAAGCACAGCGUCGCGUUCGGCAGCGGUGGUGUAUCGGAUUCGCAGGACGAUUUCAGUUUCCCAGCGUUCAGUGCCCUGCGCAGGUGUUUGACAGAAGAAAUGCGACCGGAUCAGGACGGCUCGAUGGUGAAGAGCGUCUCCAUUGCCGAGAGGCUGGCGGCGCUGAAGAAGAGCGGCGAAGACGAUUGGCGCAAACGCGUAUCCAAGAAGGAUGUUCCCGAUGACGUUCGGCGGGAAAAUCUUGUCAAUAAUGCACUAAUCGUUGCCAAGUCCCAGGAAAGCCCAGUGAAGAACAGCUCACCACGACCGUUCAGUCGGCCGGCAGAUUUGGAGGGUGGAAACAUUUCCGACCGGUUGGGUAAGAUCAUCACGUCGUCGGAAAAAUGGAAAAAUCGCGUCGAACUCUCCGAUGCGACAAACUUCACCGUUGCCGGUCGUAUGGCGGCAACGAAAUCACCCAAGUUACCGUUCGUCAAGUCGGACACGAAACAAUCACCUGCCAUGAAUGUGUUCCGCAGUGUCAACCCACCGCAGCUUGGACUCUCCAAAAGUCCCUCCAUGAUGGUGUCCUCCGUCGUCACCUCAUCCACGGUGUACGGGCAACCGCAGCAGCAACCACCUGCGGCAACAUUCGGUGGAAGACCGAUGAGUGUGCCGGCACAGCAAUUUUCUAGUCCCGCUCCGGUUCCGAUGUUCCAGCCACAGAGCCAGCAGCAGCAACAGCAACAGCAGCACCGAGUCGUCGAAAGUCUCAUGAAGCGUAGCAUAAGUGUACCAGGCGUCCCCACCGGUGUGUCUACCGGGCCCAGUCUCGCGGGUGAUCUCAAAACGCACGCCAUCGGCUCGAAGGUGGCCAUCCCGAAGCUGGAUGACGAAAGCUUUGGUUCGUUCUUCGGUACGGUCGCUGGCAGCACUGGUUCCGUCAGCACCGGGUUCACUGCCAGUGCGAUGAUGGCCACCAGCAUUUGCAGCAGCGCCAGUAGCACGUUGAACAGCUCCGAGGUAAUGAUUGGAGAUCUUGAUACGCUGAAGACCUCCGGGGAGAAGCUGUCUCAUAAGAAGGUCGUGCAGGGCCCGAAAGGACGUCGCGCUACGUCACGGAAUCCACUGAAAACGCUAGCCGCCCGUGACGAUCUGCAGACGGAGUACACCGAAAUUAAGACAGGUAUCGCCGACAAGGAGAUGCGCAGACUCAAACUAGAAGCAAUUGCCAAAAAUAGCAAUCUGGCCGUAGAAGCGCUAGCCGGCUUAGCGUCCGUUGAGGAUUUCAAAUCGGUCAGUCUCAAGUCUAGCUCGCUGCCGCUGAAUCAAUCGUUUGUCCCGUACAAACCGCUGAUGUUGCUGCAGGUGAAGGGCCGCCGGCACGCCCAGACGCGCCUGGUGGAACCGGUGGCACGGUCGGUGAACCGGGGCGACUGCUUCAUCCUCGUCACCGCCGACCGGCUGUUCGCCUUUCUGGGCCAGUACGCGAACGUGAUCGAGCGGUCCCGCUGCAAGGAGAUUUGCGACCAGAUCGUCCGCGACAAGGACCUCGGUUGUGGGGCGGCCACCGUGACGCUGCUGAACGAUGGCGGAAGUGGCGUGGGCCGGCAGGCGCGCGACUUUUGGAAGCUGCUUGGCCGCGGCCAGGAAGAUGAGAGCGCCGAGGUGUGUGACUGUGGGCACGCCGACGAGGACGAGCUGUUCGAGGCGUGCCUGAUCGAGACGAACAUGGUGUACGAGUUCCAGGAUGACGCGCUUGUCCCGCUGGAGGAGUACUGGGGUGCGAUACCGAAGAUUGCGAUGCUGGACGUGCGCAAGGUGCUCGUGUUCGACUUUGGUUCCGAGCUGUACGUGUGGAGCGGCAAGAGUGCCUCCUCGGAGGGUAAGCGGGCGGCGUUGCGGUUGGCCCAGGAGCUACAUGGCGGGAGCUACAGUUACGAGGAUUGCCAGCUGAACCCGUUAAACUUUGCGGAACUAUCCGGUGAUCGGCAGCGUGAUGCUCGGCGACUCUCGAAGACGGGCAACAUCCGGCCGGAAUGGUGCUUGAUCGCGCGUGUCACUCAGCACAUGGAGACGGUGCUGUUCCGUGAGAAAUUCCUCGAUUGGCCGGAUGUGACGGUGCACUUCCGCGAAGAGUACUCGCUUGGUGCCGGAGAUGGAUCGUCGAUUGGUGCUGAGAUAAAGCCGCUUGAUGGAGGUCAGCUGUACCGGGGAAAUGAGCCCUAUCAGGAACCGAACCUGGUGCUGGAAAACUCGAACCUCGGGCGGGGCAAUUUCUACUACGAUCAGGACUCGAUGCGCCACUUUGACGUUCGCACGACAUCCGUCACGCAGUGGGAGAUCGACGAGUACGAGUACAAGGAGAUCGACGGUUCGUCUCGGGGUCAUUUCUACGCGGAUGAAAGCUACACGGUACGCUGGAUGUACCAAAUCAGCGUGACGGUGCGUGAGCUCAGUGGUAAGGUUUCAAACCGCAGUACCGUCGUUGGCCGGGACCGGUGCGCGUACUUCUGCUGGCAUGGAAAGGAUGCGUCCGCGAAUGAAAAGGGUGCCGCCGCGUUGCUCACGGUCGAGCUGGACAAAGAGAAAGGAUCGCAGGUGCGCGUAGCCCAGGGCCAAGAAACAGCCGCGUUCGUGCGGCUCUUCAACGUUAUGUUUAUCCAUCGAAGCAAACGCGUGCCAAAGGACACGUGGCGUAUGUACAUGAUCACGGGCAACUUUGCUGAGGAGACGAUGUGUACUGAGGUGGAGAGUUGCAGCAUGCGCCAGUUGCGUUCCCGAGCCACUAUGCUGUUGGUGCACGGUGAAAGAGGUCGCGUAUUGCUUUGGCAAGGUUGUAAAGCGUUACCACAUGCCAAGGAAGUGGCCGCGAACGCGUUGCGUGUCGUACUGGAGCAGAAGUGCCCGGAGCUGUUUGAUGAAACGCUAUCGAACCUAUCAUCUGCCGUGGUCGACGAGGGCCAGGAAACGAGCGAAUUCUUCGAUGCGGUUGGUGGCCAAAACCGGCACCAUUAUCACAGCCUGCUCGGGUCAGAGCAAACGUACGAUUUUACACCGCGCAUUUUCCACCUCAGCAGCAUCAACAAUGGUAACUUCGAGGCGACGGAACUGCACAGUGCGCUUCGUGCGAAGGACCGCCCGACGGCUUAUCCGUUCCGGCAAGAGGACUUGUACUCCGCCCGCCAGCCAACGAUCUUCCUCAUUGACAACGGGCACGUGCUGUGGCUCUGGCAGGGCUGGUGGCCGACCGGUGACGAGUCGGGCAGUGAUAGCGGUAGUGGAAGUGCCACCGGAGAGACCACUCACAGUAGCUUUGACAGUAACCGAUCGGGAGAGAACCGUUGGCAGGUGGAGCGUCGUGUCGCGAUGGAGACGGCCGUAUCGUACUGGAAGUCCAAACGGCAGCAGUUUGGAGACGGUACUCCAGCGGUACAGAACGGUUCGUCGAAUGGGAAUGGCCAUGCAAGGACAUCGCCGUACACGACCACCGACGUCAACGGGAACCAAGGCAUAGACGAGGUCGAUGCGAAACCGUACGAUACUCCAACGGGUCUUCCUGUGUUCGCCGAGGAUCCGUGUUCUGCUGGUACGACUAACGGCGGCGUACACGCCGAGACGGACAUCGUGAAUGGGUUCGUUGUAUGGGCAGGACUCGAACCUCUGGAGUUUACGGCCCUGUUCCCGGAGUGGAUCGAACGGGACGAUGUAGCAGAAAUCAACGUGCAGGAUGGUCGUAAAUCGACACCGCAACCAAUCUUCGACAGUUUGUCACUGAUGACGCGCAAGGAGUACCCGUUGGCGGUAUUGCUGGAGCGCCCGCUACCGGAAGGCGUCGAUCCCACCAAGCUCGAGCUGUACCUUCACGAGCAGGAUUUCCCGCCAGCGCUUGGCCUGUCCAAGCAGGAGUACCAGCAGCUGCCCGCCUGGAAGCAAACGAAGCUGAAGAAGGAACGUGGCUUGUUUUAGGGUGACGUUUGCAAUCGAACGAGCGAAACGGAUGCGAGCACCAGUAGGAAUGAACCAAAUCGAGACAGAGUUGAUCGCGUGGAUUUGUCAGCUUUUUUUUUGUCGUGUCUAAUUUUAAACCCAAAUCCGUUGUCCGUUUUCGUGUUCCGAAGUGAAAUUUUUCGUCCAUAGAUACACAUACCGACUAUGAUAUUAAGUUCCGUUGCGAAUAGUGGAUAACUUCCCUUUCCUGUUCCCGUCCCACUUCAUACGCAACCGAUUAGGCUAGCUUUCUUUUAUUUAUCUGAAAACACACGUAUGUGAGCAACAGAGGGUGCAACAUCGAGAGGAGUGUAGUUCGUUCAUGUGUUCGUUUUUUUUAUAUUAUUUAAAAUACAAAUUUGUUAGCUUAUUUUAUUACAUUCAGGUUCAAAUAUUACUUUUCACUUAAUACCU
Messenger RNA from Anopheles nili, 17559 nucleotides. RefSeq lists its product as uncharacterized. Bases 1 to 17124 code for a protein of 5707 amino acids. The record is from RefSeq and is a predicted model, not a curated record. The transcript has 16 exons. Gene Ontology annotation, cellular component: cytoplasm; actin cytoskeleton. Gene Ontology annotation, biological process: actin filament severing; barbed-end actin filament capping; cytoskeleton organization. Gene Ontology annotation, molecular function: phosphatidylinositol-4,5-bisphosphate binding; actin filament binding. Lineage: Eukaryota; Metazoa; Arthropoda; Insecta; Diptera; Culicidae.